AGAAAAUCCCGCCAUUUCGAGCAUAGACGCUAAACCUUCUUGCUCCCUCACUAUCGCAUCUCUCUCGUCUACAGUUUGUGAGGAACUGCUCGAUUAUGGAUUCGCAUACUCUUAAGUCCGUGUCAGAUUUGCCUGCACCAUUUCGAUCAACUUUUAGUUUCAGGUAUUUUAAUUCACUGCAGAGCGAAUGUUUUCCUCUUUGUUUCCACUCCGAUAUAAACAUGGUUGUUUCAGCACCGACUGGAAGUGGUAAAACAGUGCUCUUUGAGCUUUGUGUUUUGAGAGUUCUAUCAAAGUUCAUCUCUAAGGAUGGGAAGUUUGCUCAUUUAAAGGGAACCCUUAAAACAAUCUAUGUAGCCCCUUCUAAAGCUUUAGUGCAAGAGAAGCUACGUGGUUGGAACCAAAAGUUUGGUUCAUGGGGAAUAAGUUGUCUGGAGCUGACGGGGGACAACGACUCCAGUAUAAGGAAUAUACAAGAGGCAGACAUUAUUUUAACCACUCCCGAGAAGUUUGAUUCAGUAACUCGGUACCACUUAAAGGAUGGUGGUUUGAGCUUCUUCAGUGACAUAGCACUGCUCCUUAUUGAUGAAGUCCACCUACUGAAUGAUCCACGUGGAGCUGCACUGGAAGCAAUUGUCAGUAGGAUAAAAAUGCUUGCUCGCAAUUCUGAAAUGAAAUCAAGUCCUUUAGCUUGUGUCCGUUUUCUUGCUGCCUCAGCCACAAUUCCUAAUAUUGAGGAUCUUGGGGAAUGGCUCGAGGUUGCAAUCCAAGGAAUUAAAAGGUUUGGAGAAGAAAUGAGGCCUGUAAAGUUGACUACAAGAGUUUUUGGUUAUGCAGCAGCGAAAAAUGAUUUUCUGUUUGAAAAGCGCCUGCAAAAUUAUAUUUUUGACAUUUUGAUGCAAUACUCAAGAGGGCAAUCUGCUCUGGUUUUUUGCUCGACAAGAAAAGGAGCACAAGAAGCAGCGCAGCGGCUUUCUCAGGUGGCAAUGACUUAUGGUCAAUCAAACCCAUUUAUUAAAAGCAAAGAACAGCUGGAAAGGCUAAGGGAAGCUUCACUAUCAUUCAGUGAUAAACAAAUGCAAUCUUAUGUUCUUUAUGGAGUCGGUUAUCACAAUGGAGGGCUUUGCUUAAAGGAUCGUAACCUCAUUGAGGGUCUUUUUCUUAAUGGAGAUGUCCAAAUUCUUUGCACCACAAACACUCUUGCUCAUGGAAUCAACCUGCCAGCUCAUACAGUAGUAAUAAAGUCCACACAACACUUCAAUAAGGAGAAAGCUAUCUACAUGGAAUAUGACCGGUCCACAAUACUACAGAUGUGUGGUAGGGCAGGUCGACCACCAUUUGAUGAUACAGGAACAGUUAUAAUCAUGACUAGGAGAGGAACGGUGCAUCUGUAUGAGAAUCUCUUGAACGGUUGUGAAAUGGUUGAAUCACAAUUGCUUUCAUGUGUGGCAGAGCACUUAACAGCAGAAAUAGUUCAACUGACAAUCUCUGAUAUAGCACGAGCGAUUGAGUGGAUGAAAUGCUCUUACUUAUAUGUAAGAAUGAAAAAGAACCCUGAGAAAUAUGCUGUUAAGAAAGGGAUCACAAACGAUCAAAUAGAGAAGCAUAUGCAAGGAAUAUGUGUUGAGAAAAUUAAUCAACUCUUACACCAUCAAAUGAUAUGGACUGAUGAAGAUAGUUUCCUCUUGAAGCCACAAGAGCCUGGAAGGCUGAUGACAAAGUAUUAUCUGAAAUUUGAUACCAUGAAGCACAUUAUGAAGGCCCCUGAAAAGUGCAGUUUAGAAGAUGCACUUCGUAUUAUAUGCCAUGCUGAGGAGAUUAAUUGGAUACAGCUCAGACGCAAUGAGAAGAAGAUUCUGAAUGACUUGAACACUGACAAAAAUGGCCGGCUUAGAUUUCAUAUCAAUGAUGAUAAGGGGAAAAGGAAAAAGCGAAUCCAAACUAGGGAAGAGAAAAUAUUUGUUCUGACAAAUGACUGCUUGACUGGGGAUCCUUCAAUACAUGAUUUGUCAAUGACCCAGGAUGCAAAUUCAAUAUGCUCAAAUGGAUGCAGAAUUGCCAAGUGUAUGAAGGAAUAUUUUAUAUAUAAAAGAAGUUACAGAGGAGCAGUGAACUCAACCCUUCUAGCGAAGUCAUUGCAUCAAAAGCUCUGGGAUGACAGUCCUUAUUUGCUGAAGCAGUUACCUGGAAUCGGAAUGGUUACUGCUAAGGCGCUACAUUCAAUGGGAGUCCAAUCAUUUGAUGCACUAGCUGAAGCUGAUCCAAGGAGGAUAGAAAUUGUAACUGGAAGAAAAUACCCAUUUGGGAAUCAUAUAAAGGAGUCUCUACUGUCACUACCUCCAAAAGUUAACAUGAAGGUUGAGGAAGAUGAAUGCCCCAGACGAGGGAUGUCCAAAUUAGUAAUAACAUUGACAAGGCUAUCACAGCCAAUCCAAUCAACUAGACGACACUAUGCUGAUAUGAUUGUUGGGUCAGAGGAAGAUAACGUGAUCCACUUUCAUGAGAAAAUAAGAGUGGAUGAAUUCUCCAGUCCCUAUAGCACGACCAUUCUUCUGCCCAACCUUCAACAAGGGAAACCAACUGUGAAGGCUGAUAUUAUCUUUGAAGAACACAUUGGUUUUGAUGUCCACGAAGAACUACUUCUGAUAAAGGAGAUCAAAUCACACAUGAAUCCCAAAUGUACAAAUAAGCGGCCUCGCUUUUAUCCUCCUCCAGAGGAAGUAUGCGCUAUAGAAGCUGACAACGACACUAGGUCUCAAACUUCAGCCAUUGAACUUCAGAAUUUGGUUAAAUUUAAAAGGCCAAACACCUCAAUGCCCAGUUUCAUCCUUCUUGAUGAAGAGUUAGGAGAAGGUGAGUCAGCAACUGAGAAUGAAAAAGAUGGCAGCAAAAUUAUCACUGAACAAACAAUCUUUGAUCACAUUCGUGAGAAGGCCAAGAACUUCUCUUUGUUGAGCAUACCAAGUGCUACAUGUUCUCCGCCACCAAAAGCGUUGAUUCCCACAAGGAAACGCCCCUGUGGGAGUGAUAGUGAACUCGAUGCUCUACCAGAAAUAGAGAAAGGUAAAAUUCCACAAGAAUCUGUGCUUCCUUCAUAUUCAGAACCCAGAGAGGCCACACAUGGACUCCGGGUCAACUACAAUCUGACUUUAUACCAACAAUCAACUGCUGGUAUCUUGAGUCCCAUGAACCGCAUGGACGAAAGAGGUGAAGUUCCAUUUGAACCUGGAGAGAACAUGCUGAAGACUUUCUCAGAAGAAGCAGUAUUUGAUCAUAUUCAGAAGAAAUCCAAAAAUUUUCCAGUAUUCAAUGCAUCAAAGCCUUUUGAUUCUGAAUCCUUGGUUCAUUCCUCAAAAGAUCAGUCUGAAUCUCGAAUUGUUUCUGUUGAUGUAUCUGAAGGGACAAAUUUUAAGCUCCUGAGAGAUUCUUUCAUACCUGAUCUGAAACCUGAAGGGAUGGACAGAGAUUUGAAUUCUAUCAAGGCAGAAACGGGUGUCAAAACUAAUGCCUACCUUGAAGGACAUCAAAGAUCAAAUCUUCCUUGUAAAACUUCAAACACUAAAAGUGAUCCAUCAGCUAUCAAAAUGCUAUCACUUGAUAUAUUGAAGGUGGAGAAAAACAUGCAGCUAUCAGAGCCAGGAAGCUCCAUGGAAGAUGGCCCGAAGCAGUUGUCUCCCAGGGGAGAAAACAGACAGCAGUGCUUAUCACUGGCAGGUAAGCUCAACGAAGAAAAUUCAUUUCUUGGGUUUAAGAGUGUGUUUUCAUUUCUCUGAUUAUAGUAUGACAGUAUUGAUGCAG
Messenger RNA from Carica papaya (papaya), 3798 nucleotides. It is a transcript of the gene RCK, whose product is annotated as DNA helicase ROCK-N-ROLLERS. Gene Ontology annotation, molecular function: ATP binding; nucleic acid binding. NCBI's taxonomy places the organism in Eukaryota, Viridiplantae, Streptophyta, Magnoliopsida, Brassicales, Caricaceae. The record is from RefSeq and is a predicted model, not a curated record.